GGCGGAAUUUUUGUGUGAGUUAGCAACGAAUGUUUUGUUCAAAUAUGCCAAGAAAAUCUCUUAAAACAGACUUCGUUUUCUUCAAACUGUCGCAUCAAACAUGGAAGAGCGUGUAGGACCUCUUACUUUCUUUUCAAACUUUGAUUCUGGGAACUUGUCGAAGGUAGAACGAGUUAAACAAGACCCAGAUGAAGUUGAUGAAGACUCGGACCUUCCUCCUUACUCAGCUCCAGAUUAUGAAUACAAUGUGUGGACUUGGCCAGACGCUGUAGGAACUGAGUAUGAAAAUCUAAAUAGGACAUGGUUUCAUUUUGGCGUGAAAGGUGGCACUCCGGGAAAGCUACUAAAGAUCAAUAUUAUGAAUUUGAACAGACAAGGGAAAUUAUACAAUCAAGGCAUGAGCCCAUUUGUGAAGAUUGUCCCUGGUCGAAAUAAGUGGGAACGAAUUCGCGAUCGACCUACAUGUGAGACUGUUGAUGGACAAUUUCACCUCUCCUUCACAUAUCGCUUCCCAGAGCAACGGAAUUCCAUACACUAUUUUGCGUUUUGUUAUCCCUACUCCUACGCUCAACUACAAUCACAUUUGGACUCAUUAGAUGUGAUUUACAUGUCGUGCAAGAAGAUGACUCCUAGAAAUUCAAGUGCAGACAUUUACUACUACCGUGAAUUGCUUUGUAAAUCUCUGGAUGAUCUUAGACUUGACCUUUUAACUGUAACAUCAUGUAAAGGGAUGGUGGAGGAAAGAGAAGAUAGACUUGAGGGGUUGUUUCCUAAUACUGAUACACCAAGGGCUCAUAGAUUCAAAGGAAAGAAGGUAUAUUUUUUAAGUGCUCGAGUUCAUCCUGGAGAAACUCCAGCAAGUUUUGUCUUCAAUGGAUUCCUAGACUUUAUUCUAAGACGUGAUGAUCCAAGGGCAAUGAUGUUACGUGAAAAGUAUGUUUUCAAGUUGAUACCUAUGUUAAACCCUGAUGGUGUCAAACGAGGCCAUUAUAGAACUGAUUCUAGGGGAGUGAACCUUAAUCGUGUGUACUUGGAUCCUGAUCCAGUGUUACACCCUUCAAUUUAUGCUGCCAAAGCUGUAAUAAUGUACCAUCACUCAAAGGGAGAACAGGACAUUAUAAAUAAAGUCUGCACAUGUGAACCUAGGAAUGACGCAGUGGAAAAAAUGGACUCUGAGAAACAGGAUGACAUUGAUAGCACUUUAGCUUCGUUGACUCAAUCAUGUGAUUUAAAUGACAAUAAUUUAGCAGAACUUGGUGAGAGAUUGCCACCUGACGGCAUGGAAAAUCAUGGUGAUGAUAGCCACAAAGUAGCAUCUGAUGAUAGAAUGACCAUUGUUUCAGCUGAGUCUCCAGACCACGAUAGCAAUAAAAAUGAAAUCAGUGACCCAAGGAACCCAUUCAUUCAAAACAGCUCUGUUUAUGAGGAAAAUGUUGAAAAUAAUAAAACAACUGAACAGAAAAAAUUAUACUGCACACCUAAAGAGAAUGUUGACAGAAGACUUAGUAGUGUUGCGUCUGACAUGAACGGCAAUAUAGACCUUUGCAGGUGUUUUUCAGAGAUCCAUAACAAUGCUAAGGAAAGCCCUCUUGAAUACUAUGUUGAUCUUCAUGGCCAUGCUUCAAAAAGAGGUUGCUUUGUGUAUGCUAACUAUCUAGAAAAUGAAGAUGGUUAUAUCCAGUCUAUACUUUACCCUAAAUUAAUGUCCAUCAACUCUGCUAACUUUGACUUUACUGGGUGUAACUUUACUGAGAAGAACAUGUACACCAAAGACAAGCGUGAUGGUAUGUCAAAAGAAGGCAGUGGUCGGGUGGCUAUUUUUAAAGCAACCUCCAUUGUUCAUAGCUACACACUAGAAUGUAACUACAACAGUGGCCGUAUGCUUAAUCCAGURCCUCCUGCAACAUGCGACAGUGGUAGAGCAACUCCACCCCCACCACCUGGAUUCCCACCCAAGUUUACCACAGAAAUUUAUGAAGAGGUUGGUCGUUCCUUGGCAGUUUCAGUGUUAGACAUGAACAACUGCAAUCCAUGGACACGUCUGCCGAUGAGUGAGUUUGGCUCACUGGAAGGAGUAAGAAACUGGGUAAAAAGGUUCAUCAGAAGUGCUAAGAAUGCUCCUUCUAUUCCUAAGAAACUAUCAAGGGUUGCUGCAAAAACAUCUAGCUUAGUUGCUGGUGCAACAGCUGGCACUCGUCAGAAAAUAACGUCAUCAUUCAAAAGUCCAUCUUCCGGUGAUCUGUCAAGUGAAGGUCUGUCAGCAGCUGCACAGAAGGUUACUGAAAGGAUGACGCAAAAUGUCAAUGCAAUGAAGAAAGGGCUGGAAGAACCAAAGCCUCCUAAACGGAUUCACAGUCUUGCUGCUCCAAGACGUUUGUCUCAUCCAGCUUCAAAUAGUGCAUCCAUCAAAUCUGGUUCUAAUGGUGUGAAGACUAUUCCUGGAAUUAAUGGAGGGGUACAGGUGCAUAAGAGUAAAGAACAGUUAAGGGUGUCUUUGGAUCUUCCUAAAAAAGGUCCUUCGCUAAGAAUACCCAAGCCCAACCAUCUUCUUGCUUCUAAUAUCAAAGCCAUAUCUUGUCCUGCUGAUCUAAGAAUAGGGAGAACUAACCAGGUUGAGAUUCAUAAUCAGUUUAUUGGUUUUCAAACAAGAAGAGUAAUACCAGAGCAAACAACAGCAAGUUGUGAAGCUGUUAGUGAUGAAGAGAAGAAAAGAAAAGCAGUGAUGUUGAAAAAGAAAACUCCUAAGAAAAAAGGUUUUAAACCUUCUGACAGCAAAGUAAAUGAAGAACUUUGCAAGACUCUGGCUGAACCACCACCCCUGAGCAGAAAGCAGGAAGAGCAAACAAGACCAAGAAUGUCCAGUGAUCAAGGUAGUUCAUUUAGAAAAGGAAGUGCACUUUUACAAAGAUCAAAUUCUAAAAACAAGAAAUUGAUAAGUAAUGGCAUGACCUCGUGUGAAGCAGUAGACAUAGCAAACCUUCAACAACAGUCAAGUAGUCAGUCUGUUGGCUACUGGGUGGAACUACAUGACUUAAGCACAAUGUCACACUGACAUCAAUAAAUCAUAGCAGAGCUGAGUAAAAUGUUAUCUAAGAAAUUGUGUUCAAACUGUUAAAAUAGUUAGAAAGGUUUUGAAUUGUAUAAAUACUAUAAUAUAUGGAACUAUAAUUACUACGUCAGUGUUAUAAAGAGAGGUAUUGUAAAAUAAUUUGUGAUACUAUGAUAUGGGUUAUGUUUUAAGAAUAUUAUUUUUGAAUGAAUAUAGUUUGGAAUUGUUAAGAGAUUGAAAUAAAUAUUUAUACAAAAUAUUGUGUUCCAUCAUAUGUUGUUGCUCAAAAAUGCUAUCAGCUCAUGCUAAUGAUUGGCUAUUCAAAUUGUACUAAGUUUAAAGUUUUUCUCCUUUCACACAAAAAAAUAUAAUGAAAUAAAAAUAUGAAGC
Messenger RNA from Exaiptasia diaphana, 3439 nucleotides. RefSeq names its product cytosolic carboxypeptidase-like protein 5. Bases 101 to 3052 code for a protein of 983 amino acids. Gene Ontology annotation, biological process: protein deglutamylation; proteolysis. The transcript has 13 exons. The record is from RefSeq and is a predicted model, not a curated record. Lineage: Eukaryota; Metazoa; Cnidaria; Anthozoa; Actiniaria; Aiptasiidae. Gene Ontology annotation, molecular function: metallocarboxypeptidase activity; zinc ion binding.